AUGUUGCGAAACUCUGGCAAGCCAUAUGUGUGCUGGAGAUGUCUUUCAUCCAGGCCGUCACUAUCGCCAGUCGCCGGCGGCUUGCACUCCACCCUACCACUCCAGCAGCUAGGGACAGGCUCCACGGAGUCUAGAAGGUCAUAUGCGGGUGGAGGAUCCCAUUACGGUGGCAACCAGGGCGGGAACUAUCGCGGGAAUUAUGGCCACCAAGGCGCCACGAAAGAGGAACUGAAAUACAUCCGUCAAAAGUCGGAUAUCAGGAUGCGGCUCCGGGACUGGGAGAGCGCAAACUACUCACCCUCGAAGCGUCUGCUCCAGGACCUGCCUACGCAGGACACGCCGCUGUUGAACUACCUGACCAGACCGGAUCUGCUCCCUGCCUCUGUGGGAUCCAUGGCAGGUAGAGAAAGGGAACUACACGAUAAAACCAAGCAGAACCGCGACUUGUCCGAAGGCGACGAACUUCAGGAUCUACGAGGAUCUACAUUCGCCCUCAAACCUGGUGACCUGGUCGAGACAAAGUACAACAGCGGCCGCUUGCCCAUCCUGGCAAUCUGUGUUGGCCGUCACAACAAUUCGCAGUACUUCUACAUGAGCACGGGUGAACUCGUCCCAGAGCGCAACAUCGUCACCCUCUUCAUCCUCAAAAACUUUGUCGAUCCGUACAGACUCAAGCCCCUCGCCGACAUCUUGCCCGCGGAACCCGAGACGGAGGAGCGGCGCAACGCGCUGUUUCACAACCAUACGCCGGAUGCGCUCAAGACCGCCGCUCAACUGCAAGGAGACUUGAUCAAAUUCUACCAGAACUCCGUCUCGUUCUACCAGUCCCAGCUCACCCUGGACCUCGCGAGCAAACACUUGGCCACGGACGAGCUGCAGUACCUCAGCCUCGAGGAGAUCGCGGACAAGCUGCUGCCUCAGCACGUAAAAGUGGGCGACAGGUUCCUUCCCCAUCAGCUGUACGCUGUGCACACCGCCCUGAACCGUGAUGGGUGGGGGUUCCGCCCGCUCAACAUGAAGUGGCACAGGCGCAACUACAUCUACGAGGUCAGGUCCACAUCCGACCUCAAACUCCUGAACAAGGUCGAGAACCAGGUCCGCGAACUGGUGGAGGGCGCCGCGCUGCGCGAAAACCCGGCGCAAUCCCUCUCCCUCCUUCGCCAGAACAGCCUCGGUUCCUUCAUCCUCAAGGCUCGCGGAAUAAUUCAGGCGAGCCGGCUGAGACGAGAGUGGACACCUCAUGGCAUGAUUGGACCUAGCAAUGACGAGGUGGAUAGCCUCGCGACUUGGAGCAAGCAGGAUCUCGAUUACAUCCGCUUCAUGGAGCUAUGGGCGUGUCACCGCAUCGUGCCGAAGCCAUCUCAGCUCGAGAGUCUAGGCUCCACCAUUCUCAAGUUGACGGACUGCUACAAGGAUUCCGACUGGGUGGCGUACUGGACGGCCUUCACUUUCCUCCAGGAGAUCGGCUGGAUUCCACCCUGGGACAUCCCAGCUCGUUACGAGUACAAGCUCGCGGGCACCACUGUCCAGCGAGGCGCUACCAUGGGGACGCCCCUCGUGGACGUCAACGCAUCACUCCGACCUGAUAUCGCUGAGGGCCACAGGCGUGACUGGGGCAAAACGACAAUCUUCUGUGUGGACUCUGAGCAGACGGCCGACGUGGACGACGGCUUCUCGGUCGAGGCGGCCGAGAAGCCUGGGGAAUAUUGGAUACACAUCCACAUUGCCGACCCGGGAUCCCGCAUCGACCCCAAGUCCGCGCUUGCUCGUCAACUUGAAAAGGCGCCGUCGAGUUUGUACAUGCCCGGAUACACCCAAAAGAUGCUGCCGCGGGAUCUCGAGCAGGAGUUCUCGCUGAACCCCGGCCGACCGUCGUUGACCUUCAGCGCCAAGGUCAACGAGAUAGGGGACAUCCUAGACUACAAAGUCGAGCCGGGCACCGUGCAAAACAUCUUGCACAUCCCCAAGGGAGAGGUCACUGGCAUCCUGCCCGGCCUUGAAACACAGACCGUCAGCAAGACCUUCGUCGUGGGCAAGCCACCCUCGCCGCCCAAGCCUGUGAAGCACAUCACUACCGCCGCAGACCUGUCCCAGGAAGAUAGGGACGACCUACUCCUCCUCAACCGCCUUUGCAAAGCCCUCGAGCAUCGCCGCGUGGAAAAGGGACAGCUGCCCCCCUUCGAAACCAGAUUCGACUCACCCAAGGUAUCCCUCGACCACAUCGUCGUCAAAGGCGACUCCGAUAACCUGACCAAGUCCAUGGCGUGGCAGGGCGACCCCUUUAUCGAAUUCAACACGUCCACGUACAGCAAGGCAGACCGCCUCAACGCCCCGACGCACUGGGUCGCGCAGGCGCUCUUGCGCGCGUGGCGCUUCGGCGAGGCACCGCUGCCAAAGACAUUUAAGCUUGUCGUCGACGCCGUCUACUCGUUUGGUCUGAGGGGUCGUUUGAGCACCUUUUACAACCUGGGCGCCUCUGUGAACCUGCUGGGGCUGGAUGGUUACUGUAGGCUGGCGGACAUGCAGGUUGAUGAUGUGCUUGAUGUCGAGAUUACCGACAUCAAUGUCGUGACCAUGCAGAUUUGGUGUCAGCCCGUGGGACGUCGACGUGUCGACAAGAAGAAGAAGACGACGAAGAAGGACGAUGCGCCUGCUGGCGAUGCGGUAGCGGCUACUCCCAUGCCUGCUUGAUUGCGCUGGGUAGCACAGCCUUGCGAUACCUGUAACACCACCCAGAGAGGAAUCUCGUGUAAGAUGAAAGACAAAAACAAUUGUACAACAUAACAUAGACAUGAUUCGAAUUUGUAAGAUAGUAGGAAACGUUGGGAAUCAUCCACACACUGGAUCAAUAUGUAGGGUCAGGAAACAGCCCUUUGGAAAUAGAGAUAGGCUGGCUAUCUGUAUAACAUUGCCAUGACCUCAACACGAAAUUCUAGCCUCAUCUCAACUACUGGAAAGAACGUUGCCUCAAAAUGGUAUCUGUCUUACAUCCGAGAUAUAAGUUUACAAAAUCUAA
Messenger RNA from Colletotrichum phormii, 3016 nucleotides. RefSeq names its product RNB domain-containing protein. NCBI's taxonomy places the organism in Eukaryota, Fungi, Ascomycota, Sordariomycetes, Glomerellales, Glomerellaceae. The coding region runs from base 1 to 2691 and encodes 896 amino acids. Gene Ontology annotation, molecular function: 3'-5'-RNA exonuclease activity; RNA binding. The transcript is spliced from 4 exons. The record is from RefSeq and is a predicted model, not a curated record.